AUGGUGGGGCAGAUAGACUCAAUACCUGGUGUAAAUCCAUAUAGUGGAGAAAAUAACAGAAAUAAAGCUGUUGUAAGGAGAGAGGAAAGCAAUGACACUCAAACACUUUUGAACAGAUGCACUUACACUUCCCUUUUAGAUCUCCAAGCUAGUGCAGACGUACUACAAGAACAUACAUCCCCAAACUCCUUUGUUGCGUUGCAUGAGGAGGACGUAAAAAGUCAACAAAGAGAGGAAAUGCUACAAGAGCAUGAUACACUAAAUGCUUGUAAUUCCUUGCAUGGAAUUACUACUGAUACAGGGGCUACGUUGGCUUUAGUAGGGCAAGAGCAUGCAUCGUCGAUUGUAUGGGAUCCUUUACAUAUCACGUCUGCCAUCUCUAUGGAUGAUUCUACCUUAGUUGAUCAGAUAGGUACUGAGCUUUCCCCUCAUGCUGUAUCUGAAGGUGGUCUGGGUAUAGAAAAAUGA
Dovyalis caffra is the source of this 468-nucleotide messenger RNA. NCBI's taxonomy places the organism in Eukaryota, Viridiplantae, Streptophyta, Magnoliopsida, Malpighiales, Salicaceae. The record is from the annotation of a GenBank genome assembly.